This is a messenger RNA of Heteronotia binoei (common prickly gecko), 2616 nucleotides long. RefSeq names its product decorin (gene DCN). The record is from RefSeq and is a predicted model, not a curated record. The coding region runs from base 320 to 1387 and encodes 355 amino acids. Gene Ontology annotation, molecular function: protein binding. The transcript is spliced from 8 exons. NCBI's taxonomy places the organism in Eukaryota, Metazoa, Chordata, Lepidosauria, Squamata, Gekkonidae.
AGGGGGCUGAUAAAGUUUCUGGCUACAAUACAGGAGACAUAUCAUUACCAUAUGAUCUACUGUGGGUGUCAGCCUGGAUUCUGUUCAUUGAGGGAAAUCUUACUUUUUUAACUGUGCUGUGGAAUGGAAGAAGCAGGAGGAUUUUCCACCAAGUGACAGUCACUGAGCAGUAACCUUCCCCUCCUCCUUUCCACACCUGCAUGGUCUGCUGCCCGGGUUGAAUAUUUUAGUUGAAUUGCAUCUCAGCUCUGAGGGUGCCUCUUGCAAAUCCUUGGAUUCAAAGAUUCACUGAGACUUCCCAGAGUAGAUGAACUAAACCAUGAACGUGGCUGUCUUGUUUUUGCUCCUGCCAGUUUGUUUUGCCAAACCAUUCCAUCAGAAAGGCUUAUUUGAUUUUAUGCUUGAAGACGAACCUGGUUCAGGUGAUGAAGUUACAGGACUGCCUCCCCUUGCACCGGACCCCACAUGCCCAUUCCGCUGUCAGUGCUAUCUUCGGGUUGUUCAGUGUUCUGAUUUAGGCCUGGAUCAAGUCCCAAAGGAUCUUCCCUCAGAUACUACUCUUCUAGACUUACAGAACAAUAAAAUAACUGAAAUCAGGGAUGGCGAUUUCAAGAAUUUAAAAGACCUACAUGCAUUGAUCCUUGUUAAUAACAAAAUCAGCAAAAUCAGUCCUAACGCUUUUGCUCCACUGAAAAAACUGGAAAGACUUUACCUUUCUAAGAACAGCUUAAAGGAGCUUCCAGAAAACAUGCCCAAAAGCUUGCAAGAGCUUCGAGCACACGAGAAUGAAAUCAACAAAAUAAAGAAAUCUGUCUUCAGUGGAUUGAACAAUGUGAUUGUUGUAGAACUAGGCACUAACCCACUAAAAAGCUCAGGUAUAGAAAAUGGAGCUUUUCAAGGGAUGAAGAAACUCUCCUACAUCCGUAUUUCAGAUACCAACAUAACUUCUGUCCCUAAAGGUCUUCCCCCAUCUCUGACAGAACUUCAUCUUGAUGGCAACAAAAUCAGCAAGAUUGAUGCAGAUAGUCUAAAUGGACUUAACAAUUUGGCUAAACUUGGCCUCGGUUUCAACAGCAUCUCUAGUGUGGAUAAUGGUACCUUAGUUAAUGUGCCUCAUUUGAGAGAGCUCCAUUUAAACAACAAUGAACUUGACAAAGUACCAGGUGGACUUGGAGAGCACAAAUAUAUACAGGUGGUGUACCUUCAUAACAACAAAAUUGCUGCAGUUGGCCCCAAUGAUUUUUGCCCUCCUGGAUACAACACCAAAAAGGCUUCUUAUUCAGGAGUGAGUUUGUUCAGUAAUCCUGUACAAUAUUGGGAAAUCCAGCCAUCCACUUUCCGAUGUAUCUAUGAACGGUCUGCAAUACAAAUUGGAAAUUACAAAUAGAUGCACAGAUGCAUUUCAACUAUAUAUGACCUGUUACCUGUUAAAAUUGUUGCAAACCAUUAAAGCCAAAUACUGGAAACUUAACUGCAGAGUGGAUAUCGUUAUAUAUGUAAAAGACAUAACAGAUCAGUUCAAAACAAUAAUGCCUAAUGUUCUUUCUCUUCACUUCAUUGCCCUCAUGUGGCAUACUUCUGUGGAAUCUCUCAGUUACUGAGUGUGAUUGAUUUCAGUCUUUUACUUUGUACUGCAUUUGGGGUAAAUAUUUUUAAAUCUUUUCAUAUACUUAAAAAUGAUAUAGGGAAUAGUAUUUACAGCAAUUAAUUUUUUUUUAAAUCUUGGGUAAAUGUAACCCACUGAAGCUUUCAUCAAACUCCACAAAUCUGAUAAGAUCUACAAGUUAAGUCUGAGAGUAUUUUCUGGUGUUUUUAUAUGACAUAAGCAAAACCAAAAUGUUGCUUUAACAAUUUUUUUUGUAAACAAUGACCUCUUAAUAUAUACCCUUUAGUUUCUGAAUAAUUUUAAAAAGUUUUGCCUGAUCACUCUAUGCAAGAUUAGGAAAAAGCUGUACAGAACAAAGUAAUAGUGCAAAGUGUUACAUUAUUAUUUUAGUCCUGGAUGCUGCAAUUUUUGAAUUACAACAACUCAUUUCUAGAGGAUGAAUUUGUCUUGUUACAUGACCAUUUCCAUUGCUCAUAAUUCACUGAGCAAUAUUUCAAUUCGAUUUUCGUUCAUUUCAACAGGAUUUACAUAUUAAACCUCUCAAUAGGCACGAGUAAAUUAAAUAGGAAUUAGGGACUGCAUUGAUUUGUUUCUCUUAAAUGCAAAAAAAAAAUCAUUACCUCUCUUCUGUGUUUGAGUUUUAACAAUAUUUUAAAAUACGAUGCAGGAGACAUGUAAGUUAUUUGUUUAGCAAUAAACACAAGGCUGUAUGCUGGGAACAAGGAAACAUAAGCUUGCCAGAAUCUAAAAAGCAUAUUUUAAAAGCUUUACUCUUAUAAAAGUUAUCCAGAAGAAAAACUUAUACACGCAUCACUAUUACUGGUUUUACUGGUAGUGAGCAUAUCAAAAGAAGGCUGUACAUUUCUAGGAUCAAUACCUACAGAAUUAACUGUAUAUCUUCACAUGUCACACUAAAAAAAAAAGUUUUGAUACCUCUCAAUUGUCCACAAUACAAUCUUUUCAAUGUAUGCAUAUGGUUUUAUAUUAAACAAUAAUGGCAAACUCCAAAA